Molecule: messenger RNA, 1506 nt
Organism: Vitis vinifera (wine grape)
Lineage: Eukaryota; Viridiplantae; Streptophyta; Magnoliopsida; Vitales; Vitaceae
Exons: 2
Coding region: 247-1353 (368 amino acids)
Biological process (GO): regulation of DNA-templated transcription; chloroplast organization
Cellular component (GO): chloroplast
Molecular function (GO): double-stranded DNA binding
Source: RefSeq, a predicted model, not a curated record
GACCGUUUAUUGUUGCCCAAAAUCAAACCCGUCGGCGAUCACAAAAGGGUUACCCGACGUUUCCAAAGAAUUGUACGCGACAUGCCAAUGAUGCCAUCGCCGGUGGAGUGUUGACACCUUACUUUCAAACUCGGCCGCCACUAACGACGUCGUUUUAAGAACCAUUCCUUGCAAUUCCCGCAUUUUUUAAGCCGGGGUCUAGGUUUCAUUUACAUGGAUGGACUAGGGUUUUAGCUUGAGCGGGGGAUGAGGAUGAUGAUUGGCUUCCUUCGCAAAGCCCCUGUGCUCCAGGUGAGGUUUAAUCUCACAGCUUCUCCAACCCCACAAAGCUUGCAUUUUCUUCUCGACCACCUCUACCUAUUCUCAUCUUCUUCUUCCACAUCCAUUUCAACUUCUGAAAAACCACACCCAUUCACUGUGUCUUAUCUCAUAAACUCAUGUGGCCUCUCUCAUAAAGAUGCUCGAUCAGCUUCUAAAUACGUCCACUUUGAAACCCCCGAUAAACCCAAUUCGGUCCUUGCCCUCUUCAACAGCCACGGGUUCUCCAAAACCCAAACCUCGAAAAUCGUCAAAAAGGAACCUCAACUCCUCUUAUCCGAUCCCGACAAAACCCUUCUGCCCAAACUCCAAUUUUUCUACUCCAAAGGCGCUUCCUGGCCUGACAUUGCCAAGAUCGUAGUCUGUUCCCCAUCCAUCUUGAAACGAAGCUUGGAAAAUCAAAUCAUCCCAUCUUUUAAUUUCUUCAAAGAUUUUCUUCAAUCCGACAAGAUGGCAAUUACUGUUGUUAAACGCUUUUCCCGGAUUCUACUAUUUGAUCUUCACACCUAUGUGGCUUCUAAUAUGAAUGCGUUGCAGGAAUUUGGAGUUCCCAAAUCAAAUAUUGCAGGAUUGCUAAUGAAUCAGCCUAUGGCAUUCAUGGUGAGGCCAAAUUUGUUUAGGGAGAAUUUGGAGGAAGUAAAGAAAAUGGGGUCUAAUCCUUCACAAAUGAAGUUUGUUAUAGCAAUCCAAGCAAUAAGAGCGGGGGGGAAAUCUUCCUGGGAAAGGAAGAUUGAUAUAUAUAAGAGGUGGGGUUGGUCUGAGGAAGAGAUUCGGUUAGCCUUUACAAAGUCUCCCUGGUGUAUGAUAUAUUCCGAGGAUAAAAUAAUGGCAACAAUGGAUUUCUUUGUCAAUAAAAUGGGGAGGGAGUCUUCUUCGAUUGCUCGCCGGCCCCAGCUUAUCUCGCCCAGUUUGGAGAAGAGAAUUAUUCCCCGGGAGCAUAAAGAAAUGAAGCUCAAUGAUGUAGCCGAGGAUUGCUUGUUCAACUCCGAGAAUCCCUUCACCAUCUCACUCCGUGUCUCCUACCUUCAUACUUGAAAUGUAAUUUUGUAUGGAAAGAAGCUUUUUGAUGGAGCUUGUUUGUCGAAAUUAAUUUCCCUGUAUGACUGCCCAUUUGGGUGUUUGCAAGAAACGGUAACAUAGGUGAGUCUUGUUUUUGGCAGACAAUUCAAAUAAAAAGCUCUUGAUCAA